UUCCCAGACGGUCUUCUCCUCCUUCCUCCUCUUUCUCCUCAUCACCCUCUUCCUCCUCCUCCUCCUCUUCCUCCUCCUCCUCCUCCUCCUCGCGGGGCCGGUAAGUAGCAGCAGCACGCGCCGUCCAUCUUCUCCCUUCCUCCUCGCUGUAUCGGACUGCAUGCUGCGUUCACGACCAAAACGCAGUGACCUCACAGGGCUAACUGCUAGCUGAGCAAACGUCUUCAUAUGGUGUUUGUGCGUGUGAGAGGUCAUGUCGGGAAUGACGAGCGGCGUGUGUGUAGAGAGUGACCUCUCCUCGAUGCUGCAGAGAAGCUCCGCCCCCUCUCACCAUCACCCAAAUCACCAUGGUUACGGCAGCCAGGGCCAGGUGUCGGGCCUAGCGCCGAUGCUGGACUACACCACCGAGAUGGACCGGUACCGCUCGUCCAUCGCCACCUUCUACAAGACCAACGUCAACAUGAACAUGAACGUGACAAACUUCCCACAGUCGGCCAAACUGGCGGCUCGUCUGGCGGCCGCCGCUCCCAUCUUCCCCCCCGCCGCUGCCAGGCUGGGUGCCAUGGCGACAGCCCCCUGGGGUUGCCAUGACAACAUGAACAUGAACCACCCGGCGGCCAUGUUCUGGGGCAGGCCCAAACCCGUAGCUACGGCGCCAACGCAUCACCACCACCACCCCUCGGCGACGCCAGGUCACAUGACCUCUUCGCACCCCCACAGCAGCAGCAUGCACCAGAGCGGCGGGGGGCCCGGGGGGGGAGGGGCCGCUGGCGGGACUGAAGGGGGAGGAGCUGAGAAACAGGGACACACUGCGUCACUUCCUGUCAGCCAGGGAACGUCGCACCAUCACCCGAUCGCGCCGAGCAACGGGAACUUUCUCCCUGGUUACAGUGGCGGGGCCGACUGUGGCGUCAUGAACAAGCAGGGACACGCCCACCCGGACAUGAUGGGCCUAUCGGAGGGCGGCAACUGCAAUGGGGGAGGAGUAAUGAGCGGUGGCUUCCUGGGGGGGCUGGGAUUACCCCCUGGGGUUAUCGUCAUGGCGAUGGGAUCCGCAGGAGGCGGGAUUUCUGACGCCAGCAGCGCUUUUCAGAUGACGAGCGGCCAGCGGGCGCUAACGGACUGCCAGCAGCACACCAACUCCUCCCCCUGCCCCUCCUCCUCCUCCCCUUUCAUCAUCAGGGGUGACAGCAGGGGGUGUCUCUCUCUCUCAUCAUCUUCAUCGUCGUCAGGGACAGUGGCGAAGAGGAAGCGGAAGCGCUGUGGCGUAUGCGGCCCGUGCAGACGACUGAUCAACUGCGGCGUCUGCUCAUCCUGCCGCAACAGGAAGACGGGUCACCAGAUCUGCAAGUUCAGGAAGUGUGAGGAGCUGAAGAAGAAGCCCGGUGGAGGAGGUGGGGUGCUGGAGCGGCCGCCCUCCGUCCCAGCCGGUGAGGCGUUUCGCUGGUUCUUCUAGCCUUUCCUUCACCAGUGGAGUCACCAACGCAGACACACCUGGACUGAAUGAAAUUCAGCCAGAGGACUUUGGUCUGAACCAGAGCAGGACUUUGUCGCGUGUGGAUAGUCCAGAAAUCCUACAUGGACUGGAUGGAGGACGAGGAGGAAGAGGAGGAAUCGCAGGAAAC
Messenger RNA from Poeciliopsis prolifica (blackstripe livebearer), 1625 nucleotides. Its product is annotated as CXXC-type zinc finger protein 5-like. The transcript is spliced from 4 exons. The coding region runs from base 254 to 1456 and encodes 400 amino acids. Gene Ontology annotation, molecular function: methyl-CpG binding; zinc ion binding. The record is from RefSeq and is a predicted model, not a curated record. Lineage: Eukaryota; Metazoa; Chordata; Actinopteri; Cyprinodontiformes; Poeciliidae. Gene Ontology annotation, cellular component: nucleus.